Molecule: messenger RNA, 813 nt
Organism: Closterium sp. Yama58-4
Lineage: Eukaryota; Viridiplantae; Streptophyta; Zygnematophyceae; Desmidiales; Closteriaceae
Source: the annotation of a GenBank genome assembly
AUGGGAUGGCGUCAACAAACCGAGUCGCUAUGGCGACCGCCGUCCUCCCGAAACGCCUUCAAGAAUUCGGCUAAGAAGCCAAAAUUUCUGGACUACCCCUUGGUCCAGAUCGCCAACGAAUCAAGGAGAUUUCUGGACGACGACCACCACGACCAUCAUGACCAUCAUGACGAUCACCACCACCAUGAUGACCAUCACGAUGACCAUCAUGAUGACCACCACGACGACCAUCAUCACGACGAUCAUCAUGAUGACGACCAUCAUGACGACCAUCACGACGACGACGAUCACCACGAGAAGAAGGAAAAGCCCAAGCCUAAACCGAAGCCUCUCACGUGCAUGCAGAAAUUCCAGCUCAAGAGCAAGUCGUGCACCGAGAAAAAGCACGAGUGCAUGGAGAAAGCGACUGGUUCCUCCGAGGGCAUGGCAAUGUGCGAGGCGCGGGGCAAGACGUGCGGGCGCAAGGCAUACCGGUCGUUCAAGACUUGCAAGUACGGCAAGUGGGGGUGCAAGGACUGGUGCCUGUACCACCGCCGGCAGUGCUACAAGGGGCAUAAGAUGGGGUGCGAGGCGAAUUACGCGGCGUGCGUUAAGGCGUGCACGAAGCCCAAGAAGGAGAAGGAGGACGACCAUGAUGAUGACCAUCACGACGACCAUGAUGACGAUGAUGAACACCAUGACGACCACCAUGAUGAUCAUCAUGACGACCACCACCAUGAUGAUGAUCACCAUGAUGACCAUCAUGACCACCAUGACGAUCAUCAUCACGACGACCAUCACGACCACCAUGAUGACCACCACCACGAUGAGUAG